GUGGCCGCCGUCGUUCGUCGUGCGUGAUGCGGUUGGAUGAAGACGCAUCAACACAACACUGAAGCAGAAAAAGAGGACAAUAAGAGAGAAAUGUUGUGUUAGUUCACUGUGUGUGGAUCCAAGUUGUCUCCGACGUUAACAGACUGCGCUGGGAGUGAAGGUAGCGAGUGAGGCGCCAUGGCGGCUACCUUCCCCUACAGAGGGGUCCCACCAGCGAUGCCACCAGGUGUACCCCCACCUGCGCCCAUCCCUGACUACAUGUCUGAGGAAAAACUGCAAGAGAAAGCAAGAAAAUGGCAGCAGCUGCAGGCAAAGCGCUACUCCGAAAAGAGAAAGUUUGGCUUUGUGGACGCUCAGAAGGAAGACAUGCCUCCUGAACAUGUCCGCAAAAUCAUCAGGGACCAUGGAGACAUGACCAAUAGAAAGUUUCGCCAUGACAAGAGGGUCUACCUCGGUGCCCUCAAGUACAUGCCCCACGCAGUGCUGAAGCUGCUGGAAAACAUGCCUAUGCCCUGGGAACAGAUCCGAGAUGUGCCUGUACUCUACCACAUCACAGGAGCUAUUUCCUUUGUGAAUGAAAUCCCUUGGGUCAUAGAGCCAGUGUACAUUGCUCAGUGGGGCACCAUGUGGAUCAUGAUGCGUCGUGAGAAGCGUGAUCGUCGGCACUUCAAGCGUAUGCGCUUUCCACCAUUUGAUGAUGAGGAGCCGCCUCUGGACUAUGCUGAUAACAUAUUGGAUGUGGAACCUCUGGAGGCCAUUCAGAUGGAGCUUGAUCCCGAGGAAGAUGGCUCAGUUGUGGAGUGGUUCUAUGAGCAUCAGCCCCUCAAAGACACUGCCAAAUUUGUGAAUGGCACCACCUAUCGGCGCUGGCAGUUCACUCUACCCAUGAUGUCCACGCUGUACCGUCUGGCCAAUCAGCUGCUGACGGACCUGGUGGAUUUCAAUUACUUUUAUCUCUUUGACCUCAAGGCCUUCUUCACUUCUAAGGCCUUAAACAUGGCCAUCCCUGGGGGACCAAAGUUUGAGCCGUUGGUCAGAGACAUCAACCUCCAGGAUGAAGACUGGAACGAGUUCAAUGACAUCAACAAAAUUAUCAUCCGACAGCCCAUCAGGACGGAGUACAAGAUUGCCUUCCCCUACUUGUACAACAACUUGCCGCACCAUGUUCAUCUCACCUGGUACCACACACCAAAUGUGGUGUUUAUCAAGACAGAGGAUCCAGAUCUACCAGCAUUCUACUUUGACCCGCUGAUCAACCCUAUUUCACACAGACAUUCUGUCAAGAGCCAAGAGCCUCUGCCUGAUGACGAUGAAGAGUUUGAGCUUCCUGAGUAUGUGGAGCCUUUCCUUAAAGAGACCCCACUCUACACAGACAACACUGCCAAUGGCAUUGCUCUGCUUUGGGCACCGAGACCCUUCAACCUCCGAUCUGGUCGCACAAGGCGCGCCAUUGAUAUCCCCCUGAUCAAGAACUGGUACCGCGAGCAUUGCCCUGCAGGACAACCAGUGAAAGUGCGUGUGUCGUACCAGAAACUGUUGAAGUACUAUGUGCUCAAUGCUCUCAAACACAGACCACCCAAAGCCCAGAAGAAGAGGUAUCUGUUCCGCUCCUUUAAGGCCACGAAGUUCUUUCAGUCCACCAAGCUGGACUGGGUGGAGGUCGGCCUACAGGUGUGCAGACAGGGCUACAACAUGCUCAAUCUGCUCAUCCACCGUAAGAACCUCAACUAUCUGCAUCUGGACUACAACUUCAACUUGAAGCCUGUCAAGACACUGACUACAAAGGAGAGAAAGAAGUCCAGAUUCGGCAAUGCCUUCCAUUUGUGCAGAGAGGUGCUACGUCUGAGCAAGCUGGUGGUUGACAGCCACGUGCAGUACAGACUGGGAAAUGUUGACGCUUUCCAGUUGGCUGAUGGGCUGCAGUACAUCUUCGCUCAUGUGGGUCAGCUGACAGGCAUGUACCGCUACAAGUACAAGCUGAUGAGACAAAUCCGGAUGUGCAAAGACCUGAAGCAUCUCAUCUACUACAGGUUCAACACAGGUCCUGUGGGCAAAGGUCCAGGUUGUGGCUUCUGGGCUCCUGGCUGGAGAGUGUGGCUGUUCUUCAUGAGGGGCAUCACUCCUCUGUUGGAGAGGUGGCUGGGAAAUCUGCUGGCCAGGCAGUUUGAAGGACGUCACUCAAAGGGUGUAGCCAAGACUGUGACCAAACAGCGUGUGGAGUCUCACUUUGACCUGGAGUUGCGUGCCGCAGUGAUGCACGACAUCUUGGAUAUGAUGCCUGAGGGCAUCAAACAGAACAAGGCCAGAACCAUCCUGCAGCAUCUCAGUGAGUCCUGGAGGUGCUGGAAAGCCAACAUUCCCUGGAAGGUGCCUGGCCUGCCCACUCCCAUUGAGAACAUGAUCCUUCGUUAUGUGAAGGCCAAAGCUGACUGGUGGACCAACACAGCUCAUUACAACCGUGAGCGAAUUCGUCGUGGAGCCACUGUGGACAAGACGGUGUGCAAGAAGAAUCUGGGCAGACUGACCCGUCUGUACCUGAAAGCUGAGCAAGAGCGACAGCACAACUACCUGAAGGAUGGUCCCUACAUCACAGCAGAAGAAGCAGUAGCCAUUUACACCACAACUGUGCACUGGCUGGAGAGUCGGCGGUUCUCGCCCAUCCCUUUCCCUCCUCUGUCCUACAAACACGACACCAAGCUGCUCAUCCUGGCCCUGGAGAGGCUCAAAGAGGCCUACAGUGUGAAGUCUCGUCUGAACCAGAGUCAGAGGGAGGAGCUGGGACUGAUAGAGCAGGCCUACGACAAUCCUCACGAGGCCCUUUCCAGGAUCAAACGUCACCUGCUCACACAGAGAGCAUUCAAAGAGGUGGGUAUUGAGUUCAUGGACCUUUACAGUCACUUGGUGCCGGUGUACGAUGUGGAGCCCCUGGAGAAGAUCACAGACGCCUACCUGGACCAGUACCUGUGGUAUGAAGCAGACAAAAGGCGCCUGUUCCCACCCUGGAUCAAACCUGCUGACACUGAACCACCACCACUGCUGGUCUACAAGUGGUGCCAAGGCAUCAACAACUUACAGGACGUGUGGGAGACUGCUGAGGGAGAGUGCAACGUGAUGCUGGAGUCCCGCUAUGAGAAAAUGUAUGAGAAGAUUGAUCUGACGUUGCUCAACAGGCUGCUGCGUCUUAUUGUUGACCACAAUAUUGCUGAUUACAUGACAGCCAAGAACAACGUGGUUAUCAACUACAAGGACAUGAACCACACCAACUCUUACGGCAUCAUCAGGGGACUCCAGUUUGCCUCAUUCAUCGUGCAGUAUUACGGCCUGGUGAUGGACCUGCUGGUGCUCGGCUUACACCGAGCCAGUGAGAUGGCUGGCCCACCUCAGAUGCCAAAUGACUUCCUCAGUUUCCAGGACACGGCCACAGAGAGCGCUCACCCAAUCAGACUGUACUGCCGCUACAUCGACCGUAUCCACAUCUUCUUCAGGUUCUCUGCUGAUGAGGCCAGAGACCUGAUCCAGAGAUAUCUGACAGAGCAUCCAGACCCCAACAAUGAGAACAUAGUGGGUUACAACAACAAGAAGUGUUGGCCUCGUGACGCCCGCAUGAGACUGAUGAAGCAUGAUGUCAACCUGGGACGUGCCGUGUUCUGGGACAUCAAGAAUCGCCUGCCCAGGUCUGUGACCACAGUCCAGUGGGAGAACAGCUUUGUGUCGGUCUACAGCAAAGACAACCCCAACCUGCUCUUCAACAUGUGUGGCUUUGAGUGCCGCAUCCUCCCCAAGUGCCGCACCAGCUAUGAGGAGUUUACUCACAAGGAUGGUGUCUGGAACCUGCAGAAUGAGGUAACCAAAGAGAGGACAGCACAGUGUUUCCUGCGUGUGGAUGAUGAAUCAAUGCAGCGUUUCCACAACAGAGUGCGUCAGAUCCUGAUGGCCUCUGGCUCCACAACCUUCACCAAGAUCGUGAACAAAUGGAACACAGCUCUGAUUGGUCUGAUGACCUACUUCCGUGAGGCUGUCGUCAACACCCAGGAGCUCCUGGACCUGCUGGUAAAGUGUGAGAACAAGAUUCAGACACGUAUCAAGAUCGGCCUGAACUCCAAAAUGCCUAGCCGCUUCCCUCCUGUAGUCUUCUACACUCCCAAGGAGUUGGGUGGCCUUGGCAUGUUGUCCAUGGGCCACGUGCUUAUCCCCCAGUCAGACCUGCGGUGGUCCAAGCAGACAGAUGUGGGCAUCACCCACUUCAGGUCUGGAAUGAGUCACGAAGAAGACCAGCUCAUUCCUAACUUGUAUCGUUACAUUCAGCCGUGGGAGAGCGAGUUCAUUGACUCUCAGAGGGUCUGGGCUGAGUAUGCCCUCAAGAGACAGGAGGCCAUUGCUCAGAACAGACGUCUGACUCUGGAGGAUCUGGAGGACUCGUGGGACAGAGGAAUCCCUCGCAUCAACACACUUUUUCAGAAGGACAGACACACACUGGCCUAUGAUAAAGGCUGGAGAGUCAGAACAGACUUCAAACAGUAUCAGGUGCUGAAACAGAAUCCAUUCUGGUGGACCCACCAGAGGCACGAUGGAAAACUGUGGAACCUGAACAACUAUCGCACAGACAUGAUCCAGGCUCUGGGCGGUGUGGAGGGCAUCCUGGAGCACACACUCUUCAAAGGCACUUACUUCCCCACCUGGGAGGGUCUCUUCUGGGAAAAGGCCAGCGGCUUUGAGGAGUCCAUGAAAUGGAAGAAACUGACUAAUGCUCAGAGGUCUGGUCUCAACCAGAUCCCCAACCGUCGAUUCACACUUUGGUGGUCACCCACCAUCAACAGAGCCAAUGUAUAUGUGGGUUUCCAAGUGCAGCUUGACUUGACAGGAAUCUUCAUGCACGGCAAGAUCCCCACGCUGAAGAUCUCCCUCAUUCAGAUCUUCAGGGCUCACUUGUGGCAGAAGAUUCAUGAGAGCAUUGUCAUGGAUCUCUGUCAGGUGUUUGACCAGGAGCUGGAUGCCCUGGAGAUUGAGACAGUGCAGAAGGAGACCAUCCAUCCCAGGAAGUCAUACAAGAUGAACUCAUCCUGUGCAGACAUCCUCCUCUUUGCUUCAUACAAGUGGAAUGUCUCUCGGCCAUCGCUGCUUGCUGACUCAAAGGAUGUGAUGGACAGCACCACCACACAGAAGUACUGGAUUGACAUUCAGCUCCGUUGGGGUGACUACGACUCUCACGACAUUGAGCGCUACGCCAGGGCCAAAUUCCUGGACUACACCACAGACAACAUGAGUAUCUACCCCUCCCCCACUGGAGUGCUCAUUGCUAUCGACCUGGCUUACAACCUCCACAGUGCUUAUGGUAACUGGUUCCCUGGAAGCAAGCCUCUGAUCCAGCAGGCCAUGGCCAAGAUCAUGAAGGCCAACCCUGCCCUGUAUGUGCUCAGGGAGCGCAUCCGCAAAGGUCUGCAGCUGUACUCCUCAGAACCCACUGAGCCGUACCUGUCCUCACAAAACUAUGGUGAACUCUUCUCCAACCAGAUCAUCUGGUUUGUGGAUGACACGAAUGUCUACAGAGUCACCAUCCACAAGACCUUUGAGGGUAACUUGACCACGAAGCCCAUCAAUGGAGCCAUUUUCAUCUUCAAUCCCAGGACUGGUCAACUCUUCCUCAAAAUCAUCCACACAUCUGUAUGGGCUGGACAGAAACGUCUGGGACAGCUGGCCAAAUGGAAGACAGCUGAAGAAGUGGCUGCCUUGAUUCGCUCCCUCCCCGUGGAAGAACAGCCGAAACAGAUCAUUGUAACCAGGAAGGGCAUGUUGGACCCUCUGGAGGUCCACUUGCUCGACUUCCCCAACAUUGUGAUCAAGGGCUCAGAGUUGCAGCUGCCCUUCCAGGCUUGUCUGAAGGUGGAGAAGUUUGGAGACCUGAUCCUGAAGGCUACAGAACCACAGAUGGUGUUGUUCAACCUUUAUGAUGACUGGCUCAAGACCAUCUCAUCUUACACAGCCUUCUCUCGACUCAUCCUGAUCCUCAGAGCGCUCCAUGUCAAUAACGACCGAGCCAAGGUGAUUCUGAAACCGGAUAAAACAACCAUCACAGAGCCCCAUCACAUUUGGCCCACGCUCACCGAUGAGGAAUGGAUCAAGGUGGAGGUGCAACUCAAAGACCUCAUUCUGGCCGAUUAUGGCAAAAAGAACAAUGUGAACGUGGCUUCACUGACCCAGUCUGAGAUCCGUGACAUCAUCCUGGGUAUGGAGAUCUCCGCCCCGUCACAGCAGCGUCAGCAAAUUGCUGAGAUUGAGAAGCAGACCAAGGAACAGUCGCAGCUCACCGCCACACAGACCCGCACUGUCAACAAGCAUGGAGACGAAAUCAUCACGUCCACCACCUCCAACUACGAGACCCAGACCUUCUCCUCUAAGACCGAAUGGAGAGUCAGGGCCAUAUCUGCUGCCAACCUCCACCUCCGAACCAACCACAUCUACGUGUCCUCUGAUGACAUCAAGGAGACGGGUUACACCUACAUCCUGCCCAAAAAUGUUCUCAAGAAGUUCAUCUGCAUCUCAGAUCUGCGAGCACAGAUUGCAGGCUACCUGUAUGGUACCAGCCCGCCAGACAACCCCCAGGUGAAGGAGAUCCGUUGCAUCGUCAUGGUCCCUCAGUGGGGGACACACCAGACUGUCCACCUGCCCAACCAGCUGCCUGGUCAUGAAUACCUGAAAGAAAUGGAGCCCCUCGGCUGGAUCCACACGCAGCCUAAUGAGUCACCACAGCUGUCCCCACAGGAUGUCACCACACAUGCCAAGAUCAUGGCUGAUAACCCAUCUUGGGAUGGAGAAAAGACCAUCAUCAUCACUUGCAGCUUCACUCCAGGCUCAUGCACUCUAACAGCGUACAAGUUGACGCCUAGUGGUUAUGAAUGGGGUCGCCAGAACACAGACAAGGGCAACAACCCUAAAGGCUACUUGCCAUCACAUUAUGAAAGAGUACAGAUGCUACUCUCUGACCGCUUCCUGGGCUUCUUCAUGGUGCCAGGCCAAGUUUCCUGGAAUUACAACUUCAUGGGCGUGCGCCACGAUCCCAACAUGAAGUACGACCUGCAGCUUGCCAACCCCAAAGAGUUCUACCAUGAAGUCCAUCGGCCCUCACACUUCCUGAACUUUGCCUCCCUGCAGGAGGGCGAGAUCUACAACGCCGACCGCGAGGACAUGUACGCCUGAGAGCCCUCGCUCUGCUCUUGACAUGUUUGUAGAUAGCUCUAACCAGCAUCAUGAGGAGCCAGUGCAGAUCAGCCCCUGUAAUAUUUCUGUUGAACACAUAACUGUGAUGUUUGGAAAUUUUUAUGUAAAGGCUUUAGGACCUUUUAGGAAUCUGUUAAGUUUUUUGAUAUUUUCUACAAAUGUUAUGGUUUUGUCCCCACUCCUCUCCUCUAUAACAGUAAAGCUUCUUUGAGCAAGUCGUUGAUUUUUGUGGCUUGUCCUACAUUUGAGCAUUUGUGUGUAGUUUAAAGUACACAAUUUGUUGAUGUAAUAUUUUAUCAUUUACAUUACUUCUGGAGGAUAAACACUCACCUCCUCUUUCCCCUUUGAGCGAUGAAAUCGAAAGUUGUAUUUUCAUGCCAGUAAUGCCCUGUCUUACUGUGUUGUACUAUACAUCAUCUGACACUGUAGCUUGGGUUUAAAUAAAGAUCACAAUUUUUAUAA
Messenger RNA from Amphiprion ocellaris (clown anemonefish), 7677 nucleotides. RefSeq names its product pre-mRNA processing factor 8 (gene prpf8). Gene Ontology annotation, cellular component: catalytic step 2 spliceosome; U5 snRNP. The record is from RefSeq and is a predicted model, not a curated record. Bases 178 to 7194 code for a protein of 2338 amino acids. NCBI's taxonomy places the organism in Eukaryota, Metazoa, Chordata, Actinopteri, Pomacentridae. The transcript is spliced from 43 exons. Gene Ontology annotation, molecular function: pre-mRNA intronic binding; metallopeptidase activity; U6 snRNA binding. Gene Ontology annotation, biological process: mRNA splicing, via spliceosome; spliceosomal tri-snRNP complex assembly.